Messenger RNA from Zalophus californianus (California sea lion), 3579 nucleotides. RefSeq names its product axin 1 (gene AXIN1). The transcript has 11 exons. Bases 218 to 2821 code for a protein of 867 amino acids. NCBI's taxonomy places the organism in Eukaryota, Metazoa, Chordata, Mammalia, Carnivora, Otariidae. The record is from RefSeq and is a predicted model, not a curated record. Gene Ontology annotation, biological process: negative regulation of canonical Wnt signaling pathway.
AAGAGAUGGGGUAGGCAGAAGGCACAGUGGCCGUGGGCCUAGAGAAUGUGGGAAGCAGACGUGAGACCUACCUGAUGGUGUGUGAUGUUCCAUACUUUUCUGUGUCUGAAUAUCACAGCGACCCUGCAGUGCAGGACAGAUUGAUUCACUUUGGAGCUAUAAGUACUGAUGUAUUAGGGUGCAGCGCUCAUUGUUCAUUGACGCACAGAGUCCCAAAAUGAAUAUCCAAGAGCAGGGUUUCCCUUUGGACCUUGGAACAAGUUUCACCGAAGAUGCCCCCCGACCCCCAGUGCCUGGUGAGGAGGGUGAACUGGUGUCCACAGACCCCAGGCCUGUCAGCCACAGCUUCUGCUCCGGGAAAGGUGCCGGGGUUAAAGGUGAGACUUCAGCAGCCACUCCCAGGCGCUCGGAUCUGGACCUGGGGUACGAGCCUGAGGGCAGCGCCUCACCCACCCCACCGUACUUGAAGUGGGCCGAGUCGCUGCACUCCUUACUGGACGAUCAAGAUGGGAUAAACCUGUUUCGGACUUUCCUGAAGCAGGAGGACUGUGCUGACCUGCUGGACUUCUGGUUUGCCUGCAGCGGCUUCAGGAAACUGGAGCCCUGUGACUCAAACGAGGAGAAGAGGCUGAAGCUGGCCAAAGCUAUUUACCGCAAAUAUAUCCUUGAUAACAAUGGCAUCGUGUCCAGGCAGACGAAGCCAGCUACCAAGAGCUUCAUAAAGGACUGCAUCAUGAAGCAGCUGAUUGAUCCUGCCAUGUUUGACCAGGCCCAGACAGAAAUCCAGUCCACCAUGGAAGAGAACACCUACCCCUCUUUCCUCAAGUCUGAUAUUUAUUUGGAAUAUACGAGGACAGGCUCGGAGAGCCCGAAGCUCUGUAGUGACCAGAGCUCUGGGUCAGGGACAGGGAAGGGCAUACCUGGAUACCUGCCCACUCUGAACGAAGAUGAGGAAUGGAAGUGUGACCAAGACCAAGAUGAAGACAGUGGCAGAGACCCUGCUCCCCCUGGCAGGCUCACACAGAAGCUGCUUCUGGAGACGGCCGCCCCGCGGGCCUCCUCAAGUAGACGGUACAGCGAAGGCAGAGAAUUCAGGUGCGGGUCCUGGCGGGAGCCCGUCAACCCCUACUAUGUCAGCUCCGGCUACGCCCUCGCCCCGGCCACGAGCGCCAACGACAGUGAGCAGCAGAGCCUGUCCAGCGACGCUGACAGCCUGUCCCUCACCGACAGCAGCGUGGAUGGAAUCCCACCGUACAGGAUCCGCAAGCAGCACCGCCGGGAGAUGCAGGAGAGCGUCCAGGUCAACGGGCGGGUGCCUCUACCUCACAUUCCUCGCACUUACCGAAUGCCAAAGGAAAUCCGUGUGGAGCCCCAGAAGUUCGCCGCGGAGCUCAUCCACCGCCUGGAGGCCAUCCAGCGGACACGGGAGGCCGAGGAGAAGCUGGAGGAGCGGCUGAAACGCGUCCGGAUGGAGGAAGAAGGCGAGGAUGGUGACAUGCCCACUGGCCCCCCGGGGGCCAGUCAUAAGCUGCCUUUGGCCCCUGCCUGGCACCACUUCCCACCCCGCUAUGCAGACGUGGGCUGCAUGGGACUGCGGGACGCGCACGAGGAGAACCCCGAGAGCAUCCUGGAUGAGCACGUGCAGCGGGUCAUGAGGACGCCUGGCUGUCAGUCACCAGGGCCCGGCCACCGUUCCCCCGACAGUGUGCACGUGCCCAAGAUCGUGGGGGUGCUGGGGGGCAUGCCCUCUGGGCAUGGUAAGCACGGGCCCAAGUCAGGGACAAAGCUGGACACGGCUGGCCCGCACCUCCACAGGCAUGGCCACCACCACAGCCACCACAGUGCGGCCAGGCCCAAGGAGCAGGCGGAUGCUGAGGCUGCCCGCCGGGUGCAAGGCGGCUUCACUUGGGGCCCGGAGCUGCACGGCCACGCAGCCAAGCCCCGCGGCCACUCGGAGAGUGUGGGCGCUGCCCCCAGCGCCAGCGACAGCCUGGCCUACAGCGGGAAGGCUGGUACUGCCUCCAGGAGAAAUGCUAAGAAGGCUGAGUUGGGGAAGAGUGCCGGCACUGAGGUGCCAGGCCCGUCAGAAGACACGGAGAAGAACCAGAAGAUCAUGCAGUGGAUCAUCGAGGGGGAGAAGGAGAUCAGCAGGCACCGCAAGGCCGGCCACGGGUCUUCUGGCGCCAAGAAGCAGCAGGCCCACGAGAGCUCCAGGCCCUUGUCCAUCGAGCGUCCUGGGGCUGUGCACCCUUGGGUCAGUGCUCAGCUCCGGAACUCCGUCCAGCCCUCUCACCUCUUCAUUCAAGACCCCACCAUGCCUCCCAAUCCAGCCCCCAACCCCCUGACCCAACUGGAGGAGGCCCGCAGGCGUCUGGAGGAGGAAGAGAAGAGAGCCAGCAAGUUACCCUCAAAGCAGAGGUAUGUACAGGAGGUCAUCCAGCGGGGGCGCUGCUGCGUCAGGCCAGUGUGCACACCCGUGCUGAGCGUGGUGCCAGCCGUGUCGGACUUGGAGCUCUCCGAGACAGAGACGAAGUCCCAGCGGAAGGCGGGCAGUGGGAGUGCCCAGCCAUGUGACAGCAUUGUGGUGGCUUACUACUUCUGCGGGGAGCCCAUCCCCUACAGGACCCUGGUGCGGGGCCGCGCAGUCACCCUGGGCCAGUUCAAGGAGCUGCUGACCAAGAAAGGCAACUACAGAUACUACUUCAAGAAAGUGAGCGAUGAGUUUGACUGCGGAGUGGUGUUUGAGGAGGUUCGGGAAGAUGAGACCGUCCUGCCCGUCUUUGAGGAGAAAAUCAUUGGCAAGGUGGAGAAGGUGGACUGACGGGCGGGCCUGGCCUCUGUGCUGGGUUGGGCCUGCGUCGGGCCGGGGCGGGGGGCCGCACGCAGAGCGUCAGAGGGUCGUGCUGUGUUGUGUGCUUCACGCAGCUGCUGGGAGAAGGCCAGGUGCUGCCCGCCCUGCAGCCGGCCUCCUCUUGGGUCCAUCUGUGUGCAGAUGGGUGGGGGUACCUCUGCGUGGUCCCACAGGCCUCCACCCUGCAGCUGACAAGGAGGGUGCCCUGUCCGCUCCUCAGUGAUACUCAGAGAGUCCGCCUGAGCGGGGAGCCCGCCAUGGGGCCGCAUCAAACAUCCUCCUCUCCAGCGGUGCCCCGCUGCUGACGGCGGGCAGACGCACCCGCUCCUCGCCCUGGCGCUCACACCGCAGGCUCUGCCCCACCCUCUGGGACUUGUCCGCCACAUGGUACCCCGGUCAGGCCUAGCCUAGGCCUGGGGCGCCAGGGGCCCUGUGGGGGCCUCUGUAAAUUGUACAUGUCACCGAGUGCCUUCGACACAGCUUGUCUCUUGCCUGCCACUGUGUGGAUCCGGUGAUGGAGCCCCUUACUGCUCUCCCUCCUCCAUCCUCAUUUCCAGAGCGCUGGCUCAGCGGGUCCCGGGCCCCUCCCCUCUAAGGGCCCAUGUAAAUAUGUACAUUUCUCAGGCCAGGGCCAGUGGGGGGCUGCCCCCGCCCAUUUUUCAUGCGCUGACUUGUACAAUUAUCUUUUCAAAGGUACUUGGAUAAUAAUGAAAUAAAAUCAUUUUUGA